CUUGAUCAAGCAAGCCUCUCUCUUGCAUCUCGAGAGGACUACCUAGAAAACACCACAGAAGCCAAAUCUUACCGAGAUGCUUUUUUGCAGUUCAUGGUGGAUACAGCAGUGCUCCUGGGUGCUAACGCUUCACGAGCCGAAUCUGAUAUGAAGUCAGUUCUAAAACUGGAAGUUAAAAUAGCUGAGAUCAUGAUUCCAUAUGAAAAUCGAACAAGUGAGGUGAUGUACAAUAAAAUGAACAUAUCAGAGCUUAGUGCCAUGAUUCCACAGUUUGACUGGCUGGGAUAUAUCAAGAAAGUGAUUGACACCAGACUCUAUCCUGAGCUCAAAGAUAUAGGUCCUUCAGAAAAUGUGAUUGUCCGUGUUCCCCAAUACUUCAAAGAUUUAUUCAGAAUACUAGAAAAUGAAAGGAAAAAGACUCUUGCCAACUAUCUGGUGUGGAGGAUGGUUUAUUCAAGGUUAUUUAACCUCAGUAGACGUUUUCAGUAUCGGUGGCUGGAAUUUUCUCGGGUGAUCCAUGGAACCACAACUUUGCUGCCUCAGUGGGAUAAAUGUGUGGACCUCGUUGAAAGUGCUCUCCCCUAUGUUGUGGGUAAGAUGUUUGUGAAUGCCCAUUUUCAAGAAGACAAGAAGGAGAUGAUGGAGGAGUUGACCGAAGGAAUUCGCUGGGCUUUCAUUGACAUGUUGGAAAAGGAAAAUGACUGGAUGGACUCUGAAACAAAACGAAAAGCUUAUGAGAAGGCAAAAGCAGUUAUGGCAAAAGUGGGUUAUCCUCAGUUUAUAAUGAAUGACACAUAUAUUAAUGAAGACAUCAAAACACUGAAGUUUACAGAGAGUGACUAUUUUGGCAACGUGUUGCAAACUCGCAAAUAUGCAGCCCAAUCGGAUUUCUACUGGCUUAGAAAAGAAGUUCCAAAAACAGAGUGGUUUACAAGCCCAACUACUGUAAAUGCUUUUUAUAGUGCAUCUACCAACCAGAUCAGAUUCCCAGCCGGAGAACUGCAAAAGCCUUUCUUUUGGGGAACAGAGUAUCCUAGGUCUUUAAGCUAUGGUGCCAUAGGAGUAAUUGUUGGCCAUGAGUUUACUCAUGGAUUUGACAGCAAUGGUCGGAAAUAUGACAAAAAUGGAAACUUAGACCCUUGGUGGACAUCUGACUCUGAAGAAAAAUUUAAAGAGAAAACAAAAUGCAUGAUUAAUCAAUACAGCAACUACUACUGGAAGAAAGCUGGCUUAAAUGUGAAAGGCAAGAGGACUUUGGCAGAAAACAUUGCGGAUAAUGGAGGUUUGCGAGAGGCUUUCAGGGCAUACAGGAGAUGGAUUGCAGAAAAGAGGGGAGGAGAAGAAGAGCCUUUACUGCCAGGCCUUGAGUUCACACACAACCAGCUCUUCUUUCUGAGUUAUGCCCAUGUAAGAUGCAACUCCUUUAGACCAGAAUCUGCGAGAGAGCAAAUAUAUAUUGGAGCUCACAGCCCUCCUCAGUUCAGAGUUAUUGGUGCCAUGAGCAACUUUGAAGAGUUCCGUAAAGCUUUCAAUUGCCCAACAAACACAACAAUGAACAGAGGGGCAGAAUCCUGCCGGCUGUGGUAG
Molecule: messenger RNA, 1587 nt
Organism: Chaetura pelagica (chimney swift)
Lineage: Eukaryota; Metazoa; Chordata; Aves; Apodiformes; Apodidae
Product: metalloendopeptidase homolog PEX
Exons: 17
Biological process (GO): protein processing
Cellular component (GO): plasma membrane
Molecular function (GO): metalloendopeptidase activity
Source: RefSeq, a predicted model, not a curated record